GGGAGCGCGGAAGGAGGAGCGAGGGGAGCGCGGGCAGCCGCUCGCCCCCGCCCCCGCGCCGCCCGCGCGCAACAGUUCCCCCAAAGUUGCCUCGCGGGAGGCGGGCGCGCCGGGGCGGCCGAGGGGCGGGCAGCGGGCCGGGGGCGCGGCGUCGCGGCCGGGCGCGGGCAGUGCCGGCGGGCGGCGGCGGCGGCAUGGGCACCCGGCAGACCAAGGGCAGCCUGGCCGAGAGAGCCAGCCCCGGCGCGGCGCCCGGCCCCCGCCGCGAACGGCCGGACUUCUGGGCGUCGCUGCUGCUGCGCGCCGGGGACAAGGCGGGGCGCGCGGGCGCCGGCGCGGGGCUGCCCCCCUACCACCGGCGCGUCGGCAUGGUCCAGGAGCUGCUGCGGAUGGUGCGCCAGGGCCGGCGGGAGGAGGCGGGGACGCUGCUGCAGCACCUGCGCCAGGACCUGGGCAUGGAGUCGACCUCUCUGGACGACGUUCUGUACCGCUACGCCAGCUUCCGGAACCUGGUGGACCCCAUCACACACGACCUCAUCAUCAGCCUGGCCCGCUACAUCCACUGCCCCAAGCCGGAAGGCGAUGCGCUGGGCGCCAUGGAGAAGCUAUGCCGGCAGCUGACCUACCACCUGAGCCCCCACUCCCAGUGGAGGCGGCACCGGGGGCUGGUGAAGAGGAAGCCACAGGCCUGGAGAGGAGCUGGAUCCUGGAAUGCAUCCCCAGGUGAAGGAAGAGACCUCAAAGCUCUCCUGGCUGGGAGCCCUCCGGACAACACCGUGGACCUGUCAGGCAUCCCGCUGACCUCCCGGGACCUGGAGCGGGUGACCAGCUACCUGCAGCGCUGCGGGGAGCAGGUGGAUAGCGUGGAGCUGGGCUUCACGGGCCUCACGGAUGACAUGGUCCUGCAGUUGCUGCCCGUGCUCAGCACACUGCCCCGCCUCACCACGCUAGCACUCAACGGCAACCGGCUGACGCGGGCCCUGCUGCGUGACCUCACCGACACCCUCAAGGACCCCAGCAAGUUCCCCAACGUCACGUGGAUCGACCUGGGCAACAAUGUGGACAUCUUUUCAUUGCCCCAGCCCUUCCUGCUCAGCCUGCGCAAGCGCUCCCCGAAGCAGGGCCAUCUACCCACCAUCCUGGAGCUGGGCGAGGGCCCGGGCAGUGGGGAGGAGGCCCGCGAUGGCACAGUGGGCCAGGAUGACCCUGGGGGAGGCCCUCUGGAUCCUGCCAAAGACCAUGAGGGCAGGGAGACUGUAGGUGCAGUUCAGACAUGACACAGAAGUGGGGGUCCUCACCAGGGAGUCCCGGUGGGGUAGGAGGACUGAGGCAGGCGAGGGGGCCCCCACUGGGGGCCUCAGGCGAUCACCCAAAAUUGGCCUGGGCAGCCCCACUCACUGGAGCCAGACUGUAGCAACUGGGAGGGGGGCUGUGUAAUUCUUCCCUUCAGUCCUUUCCACUUCCCCCUCUUGUCAAUCUCAUCUGCCUUUUGGGUCCUGAGAAAUCCUACGUGGCUUGAGGGGCAGUAGCCCUCAGCCUCCCCAGAUUUGUGGGUGGUCUGUUUAUAGAGAUGAAAGCUUGAGCUCAUGUGGGUAAGAACUUAUCCCAGGAAUGGAGUGUAGUUUCGGCCCUACACCUAACCCAGUAUUUCCUGAUAGAAUCCUUUUUUUCUACCCUAACACCUGGCUGAAGGAGGUUGGGGUAGAGGCACUGACCAGCUCCCCAGAGACUCCCAGAGCCUAGUCCCCAUCUUAGAAAGUGGUCUACCUCUCCUCCCUGUGAAGCCCUGGGGGGUCCGAGGAACCACUUCCCAGUCGCAGCAGCCUCCAUUUAGGCCCACACUUCCACCGGGGAUUCCAGGCCCUGCCCUGGGGACCAGCCACCCUCUACCCUUCAAGUGUCCUAGAUGCCCACAUACACGGCAUGCACCCAGAAACCCCCCACCAUCCCCCUGACCCAGGCUAAGACUACCAGACCUUUGGUAGGGCUGCAUUGUUCCAAGUCAGAGUACUUCCCUUCAAAGGAUUUUAAAGACCUUUUUCUCAGUUUCUGGUGGAGUCCCCAAAGAAGUCAUCAAGGGUAACCAGGCUCACUCCCAAAAACCUAUCAUGGAAGGCUCCUAAACAACCCGAGACCAUGAAAAUGAGGUUAGACUUGCAACUCUUAGCAGAUCUAGUACCACCCAGCAAGACAGCUAGGAGACAGGGAGAAACUAGAGGUUCCCAAGGAGUGUGUGAACAAUGGUUUUCACCCUCUCUUCCCCCUACUCAAGACCUACCAGCUGAAAAUCCCUUCUAGGCACAAUAAGCCCUAGAACCAAGACAAAGGCUUCCGGUCCAGGAAGACUGGAGACCAACCUUUCUUUUACCUAAGAAAAUUUAGAUGCCCACAGUGGUGACCAGACCACUCAGGCAAACGGCAGACAGCUGGGAAGCAUGGCCUGUCCAGCCUCUAGCCCACUGACCAGUAGGUGAGAGCCCAACUCAGCAAGGCACCAAGACGGGCUGGGUGAAGAGCCACACUAUGGGGACCCUGCCUGCCACUGUCCAGGUGCUUGGCUGAGCGUAGUACAGAGCUUCCGGAGGUAGGCUAUGCACAAGGACACAGCCCAAAGGCAGACUGGAAUCAAAGGUGUGGAUGCCUUAAAUGCUUUGGAACUUUUACCCUCGAGUCUAAAGUUGUUACAGAGGGGAAACAGCUUAGACUGACCAUGGAGAAGCUGACAAGUGCUAACACCUGGACUGCUCAUUUGACAGCAGUGACCAAAUUUUUUUCUUCAAAUACACAUUUUUAAAAACCA
Mirounga angustirostris (Northern elephant seal) is the source of this 2800-nucleotide messenger RNA. RefSeq names its product leucine rich repeat containing 75A (gene LRRC75A). The record is from RefSeq and is a predicted model, not a curated record. The transcript has 5 exons. NCBI's taxonomy places the organism in Eukaryota, Metazoa, Chordata, Mammalia, Carnivora, Phocidae. The coding region runs from base 195 to 1277 and encodes 360 amino acids.